Molecule: messenger RNA, 390 nt
Organism: Blepharisma stoltei
Lineage: Eukaryota; Ciliophora; Heterotrichea; Heterotrichida; Blepharismidae
Source: the annotation of a GenBank genome assembly
AUGAUUGGAACUAAUAUUGGUAUAUUAGCUUACAUCAUAGAGCAAGUAGCACACACAAACUCUUUAGAUAUUUUCAACCACCUAGGCCAAAUUAUGUUUUAUAUCGGAUCAGCUGCAAAUUUAGUGAGAUCAAUUAGUGUUGAAAUUGAACAAGGAGUUUUUAACCUUACAAGAGACUCUGAAUAUUUAAAUCAAACUAUAUCAGAGCUUUCAGUUUUGCAAGAAAAUGUAUUGAGUGACAAGUCACAGUGAAGCUAUUGCCCAAGCUCUAAAAUUGUUAUAGAAAAUAUUAUUCCUAUAUGGGAAUUUGACAUGGGAAAUCCUUACCUAAAAAAAUACAACCUUUAUGAUGCAAUGACCAAUUUUAUUCAGCAUGUAAAUAGUAUUUAG